GCCUGCAGAUAGAGAAACGCCUCAAGGAGAUCGACGAGUUCCCUGAGGAGUACUUGUGGGAAGCUUCUCAUUAUCUGGUGAAGCAGGUGUUCAACAGCAUCAAGGAGAUGUUCUCAGCAACUCGAGAUAUCCAGAACUGGCUGACAGAGAGUGCCAAGCUCAUUGCCCAGUCAGGCCGGACGGUGGAGUGGGUCACACCGCUGGGGCUCCCCAUCAUGCAGCCCUACUAUCGCUCCAGGUCCACUGUGCUGAAUUGUGGCAUGCAGCGUUUGAGUGUGAAAAACUCCAACAGCAGCCAGAAACCUGACACUGUGAAGCAGAAGAAUGCCUUUCCCCCCAACUUCAUCCACUCUCUGGACUCCACACACAUGAUGCUCACAGCACUGCACUGCCUCAGGUAGGCAGUGGGCAGCUGGGCUCUCACCUGGU
This is a messenger RNA of Ficedula albicollis (Collared flycatcher), 429 nucleotides long. Its product is annotated as DNA-directed RNA polymerase, mitochondrial-like. Gene Ontology annotation, biological process: mitochondrial transcription. The coding region runs from base 108 to 401 and encodes 97 amino acids. The record is from RefSeq and is a predicted model, not a curated record. Gene Ontology annotation, cellular component: mitochondrial DNA-directed RNA polymerase complex. Lineage: Eukaryota; Metazoa; Chordata; Aves; Passeriformes; Muscicapidae. The transcript is spliced from 5 exons. Gene Ontology annotation, molecular function: DNA-directed RNA polymerase activity; mitochondrial promoter sequence-specific DNA binding.